AUGAACUAACUGACUUUGCUGACAAGUCAAAGUUCAUGCAGUGAAAACAGAAAGGCCACUAACCUCUCGAGCAAGUGUCUAACACGAGCUCACUAAAACCAAAGCAACCAUGGAGUUGCAAGCCAACACGUGGAUUUAAUUUAUUGACAAGUGUCCUUUGGAACGACGCACUCUGGUCGACGUAAGAGCAGUUUGUGUCCUCCUCCUGCUCGCUCCGGACUAGGCUUUCACGAUGAUGACAUCCGGAAAAACUCUUCAAAAGCGGAUCUACACCAUCCUCGGGGACCGGAGCAUCUUACUGACCCUGAUUGUCGUGUCGGGAUUGGUCUUGGUGUCGUUGUUUCAAUUCGGCGAGGCCUGGUUGGAAUGGAGUGCGGACAAAUACGAAGCCGUGUUCAAUUCCUUUUCGGAUAAUCUCAUAGGAAAAUCACUCCAAUCGAAAUUGUGCCAAUACGUGCCCGUGGAUGUGGUCUACACAUGGGUAAACGGCUCGAAUCCGGAAUUCCUUGAAGACCUCAAGCAUGCCAAGGAAGUACUAGCCAAUAGCCAAGGACGAGUUAUCCUGAGAGGCUGCCCGUACUCGAAUUGUGUGCCAGCCCACAUUUUGGCCAUGGAGCAACAAAUUCGAACGGGUAUCAAAGUGAGAAAUCUGAUCGAGGACAACACGUUCUUAGAGAACCUAAGCGAGGUUCUCAAUCACAAUCUCGUUUGCGGCAAGCACAUGGAAAAUCGAACUCUGCUCUAUUUCAAAAAUGCCGCUUUGGCCAUCUCUGCUUUUAACACCAGUAGAUCCAUAACCGUAGGCCUGAAAGAAAUGCCGCUACAUAAAAGUUAUUGGACGUCAGAAUGGACCGUACCCAACUCGUUUCCCAUGGAGAACUAUGUUCUGAUUGAAAGACUUCCCAACACGGUGACCGAAACGAAGCUUCGCAAUGUGCUGCCCAAUGAUAUUGAUAAGGUUGUCGAUCUUUUAUGGGUCUACCCGGAGAAUGGCAUAGCCGUCAUCCAUAGUGAAAACCAAACCGCCCUGAAGCUAUUCAAGGAAUCGACUAGAACCAUCAAUAUUGGAGGUGACGCUGAGAUAUCAAUUCAUCCAGCUCAUUUGAUUGUUCAGUUGCCCAAAUACGCGGAUGACGAGACCCACACCCCAAAUCGAUUUGCCGAUUUCGAGCAACUCCGAUAUUCGUUACGUUCUCUGGAAAAGUACGCCCCUUGGGUGCGUCAAGUGUUCCUCGUGACCAAUGGUCAGAUCCCGCAUUGGAUUGACAUGGAUCACCCCAAAUUAACUGUGAUUUCACACGAGGAAAUAUUUGAAGACACUGACAUCUUGCCCACCUUCAGUAGUCCGGCCAUUGAGGCCCAUCUUCAUCGGAUCCCUGGAUUGUCCGAGCGAUUUUUAUACAUGAAUGAUGACGUGAUGCUCGGCAAGGAGGUCUGGCCGGAGGAUUUCGUAACUGAUGACAAAGGAUUUAAAAUAAGAUUCUCCUGGGAUCUCCCCGAUUGCAAUGAAGGCUGUCCCUCUACCUGGAUCAACGACGGGUACUGUGAUUUCAAGUGCAAUGUGACUGAAUGCGGUUUUGACGGUGGAGAUUGCAUUGGAGAAGAUAUCAAAUCAGGCUUUGGACAUCCUAACGGAGGUCAUUUCGGCCAUUGGAAUGGCAACGAUGAGAGCGCUUGCUCAAUGGAUUGCUUUGAAGACUCUUUGGGUGAUGGGUUCUGCGACGAAUCGUGUAACGUUCCAGAUUGCGGCUUCGAUGCGGGUGAUUGUGGGACAGCACAUUUUUCGUACUUACACAAGGUGCCUUACAAAUUCGAUCGGAACAUACGAGAACAUUCAGUGGCAUUACCCAAGGGUACCACCGUGGCCUACUGGGAUUUUGCAGAGUUAGUUCGCAUCUCCGAAAGCGUAAUGCUGAAUUCGGUUGACAACUACAUGCCAGUACGAAGCAUUGCUUUUCUCGACGAGUAUCAUUCCCUUAUCCUCGUUUUGAGGGAAAACAUGACCUCGGACCUUUUGACCGUGGAGAUUGAGGCCAAAAUCAACCAAACCGUAAUCAACGAGUUAUUCUUCAUUAGCUUUGACACUUAUGGCCAUGUGCGAACCUCGGGGAGUGAGAGUGGCUUGAUUGGAAAUCCCCCUGAACCUGAUGCAAGGCAAAAUGACGGUCAGCUCCCAAAGGAAAUCGAAGACACCUUAGGUGGUCAGGAAGAAACUGAGCUCGUUGUAGAUCUCAGUGAUGUCAAUGCAGACUUGUUGGAUCUCAGUGACGCGGAUCGCGCUCACCUAAAGACAUUGCAGACCCAACUGGACCAAGAAGAGAUUACUCAAAAAGGAUUCAAUAUCAAGCGAACCGCUCUCAUCCAGCCCUAUGUUCGACGCCAUCUCGUGCAAGGAGGGACCCUGUCCGAUGUUAAGAAGUCCAGCCACGCCAAUGCAACGCUCGAUGAAAUUACGGUGGCAAAAGAACCGGAGGACGAGUCAGCUUGGCAGGUGCUCGCUACCCCUGAUGAUCCUGUGGAGCAGAAUAUCUACGGGCAUCGUCAAAUCUUGAAUUCGUACGCUGCCAGUCUGUUGACCGUUCAAAAACUGUACAGCCAUGAAUACGGCCCCAAGAACCGCAGAGUUCCCUCGCACACGCCGCAUUUCAUUGACAAAUCCAUCUUUUCCGCCAUGACGGCCAAAUUCAGAGAGCCGUGGGCCGCUACUGCUCGUCGAAAGUUUCGCAACGAGAACGACAUGCAGUUCUCGUUCGCCUAUUUCCACUUUCUCAUAAGCGAAAUGAAGAACUUCGACUUGCAAGAAGUGUUCAAUCAAUUCGACACGGAUGUCUCGGGGACGUGGUCGGACCGCGAGAUCCGAACCCUACUUACCCGCAUGUACAAUCUGCCACUGUUCCUGGACACUGUCCGAGACUUCGAGGCACGCAUCAACGAUUGCGCAAGCCAACUCCCAGCAUCGGUCUCCAAAGUGAAGAUGCCGAUCAACGAUCGAUACUACGACUCUCACCUACCCGCGGUGACCUUUGAAUUGAUCGCCAAUUGUCCAUCCGUGGUCGAGGAACUCAAGCUCCAUUUCGCCAAUCGCCAUCUCCACAAGCAUACCAUUUUGGAGGACACGGAUGUAGCUUUCAAGCAAUUGACCUCCAAUUUAAGCGAUGUGGUGAAAGACCUGGACGACCUCCGGAGGAACCAGUUCAAGUUCAUUUGCCUCAAUGACGAUAUGGAUAGUAAUCGGAUCGAGGACAACGCCAAGGUACAGAUGUUUCUGUGGGACUUUUACGAGUCGAUCCUACCCGUUCCAAGCCAGUUUGAACUUCCCAUGGAGUAUCAGAAUAAAUUCACUCGUUUGGCAGAUCUCCGAGAGUGGCAGUGGUUCCGAACGGCCUUCAAAUUCGCCGCAGUCGCGAUCUUCAUAUUGCUUCUGGCCAGCAUGUUGACCAAUGUUCUCAAUGUCGGCUUCAGAGAGUUGUUGAUGAUGCCGAUACACAAAGUGCUCCCGUCCAAGCCCAAAUCCACCAAAAGUACUGUGUGAUCAAUGAAAGGAACGAAGUAUUACCAAGUCCAAACAUUCCAUGAUUGCCUUUUCACCUUUUCAACACUGUGAUAUCUCGUUACUUAUUUGCCUGACUGCAUAUGCUUGUCCGAGCCCGCCAUUCCCUUCUAGUGUGUAUAUGUUGUCUGUAGACUGUGUCUGGUUUGUUGCGUUUACAUGAAACGACAAUGUACAUAAGUUUGAUUAGAUCCAUGAUCUCGGUCUCAUUCAUUAAGCGGUCAAAUUCUCUCGGAUGAAUAAGAACUUGAUGUGCUUGACACUCCUGACGACA
Tigriopus californicus is the source of this 3824-nucleotide messenger RNA. It is a transcript of the gene Gnptab, whose product is annotated as N-acetylglucosamine-1-phosphotransferase subunits alpha/beta-like. Gene Ontology annotation, biological process: N-glycan processing to lysosome; carbohydrate phosphorylation. Gene Ontology annotation, molecular function: UDP-N-acetylglucosamine-lysosomal-enzyme N-acetylglucosaminephosphotransferase activity. Gene Ontology annotation, cellular component: Golgi apparatus. The coding region runs from base 233 to 3532 and encodes 1099 amino acids. Lineage: Eukaryota; Metazoa; Arthropoda; Copepoda; Harpacticoida; Harpacticidae. The record is from RefSeq and is a predicted model, not a curated record. The transcript has 3 exons.